Chlamydomonas reinhardtii is the source of this 5884-nucleotide messenger RNA. RefSeq lists its product as uncharacterized. The coding region runs from base 405 to 4373 and encodes 1322 amino acids. Gene Ontology annotation, biological process: regulation of DNA-templated transcription. The transcript has 4 exons. NCBI's taxonomy places the organism in Eukaryota, Viridiplantae, Chlorophyta, Chlorophyceae, Chlamydomonadales, Chlamydomonadaceae. Gene Ontology annotation, molecular function: DNA binding; DNA-binding transcription factor activity. The record is from RefSeq and is a predicted model, not a curated record.
GAACUGCGGCAUCCAAGUAUAGCUCAUUUGGUAUGACAUAAGUCGCACAACUAGCACACUUGCGGGAAGCGGCAGUGAAAUUAUUACGACUGGUGCCUUGACUCGGCCCGAGACCCUGCGUGUGUGUUCGGCUUUGAUAGAGACUCGACAAUUAAUUACAGGCAGUGGUUAGAGCAGCGGCUCUCUGAGCUUCGCACUCUUCGCCACUUUCCCUCUCUGUGACGGCAAAGGCGCCGCACGCGCCACACAGAAAUGCGUCAGUGGCUCAAGGAGCGUUGAGGCUCCGCUGAAUUCACGUUGUCCUUCUUACCUUGAACGUUGGGUCGUGGAUUUUGGGGCUUGGUGCCCCCUGGCUACCUGUGAGUCGCCAAACCUGCACGGCUACGUAGUCACAUACUGUCUGAAUGGACGUGGUGAUCAAGACAGAGGAGGCGGACCAGGGCCGCGACGAUGAGGCAACAGCGCGGCGAGAAUUUGCUGACCACGGCGGAACAGCUGGCGCUGGACUGGAAGGGCUUCCUGGGGAAUCGCUAGAGGCUCAGCGACAACGAGAAGAAAUUCUCAAACACGGCACGAAAGCUGUGGCCGUGUCAUCCAACAAGCAGCUAACGUCCAAGUUCCGCGGUGUAUGCUGGAACAAGAAGAACAAGCGCUGGCAAGCUGCGAUCAACAGCAGCGGCAAAUACCUAUAUCUGGGGUCAUAUGACACCGAGGCCGAGGCCGCGGCGGUGUUUGACCGCGCAGCCAUCCGCAUCCGGGGCCCCAAGGCUCGGCUCAACUUCAGCUACGCGGAUUACGUGGACGCCUCCGGCAACCUCAAACCGGAUCCAGCCAUUGAUGAAAUGAUUCAGGAAGCGGCGGCGCCCGCAAAGCCGCGUCGGCCGCGUGGCGGCGGCGGCGGCGGCGGUGGCGGCGGCGGGCGGGGAGGAGCCGCGGCUGCGGGCGGCGACGAUGCUCCGACGCCGCGUCGUGGAGGCGGCGCAGGCGGCCGGCGGCGGCGCGGUGGCGGCGGUGGCGGGGCGGCCAGCGGCGGUAAUGACGAGGAUGAGGACUGGUCCGAGGGGCUAGAGGAGGCGCCGCCGGCGCGGCGGCACCGCGGUAACGCCCGCACCGGCGGCGGCGGCGGCGGCGGCGGCGGCGGCGCCGGGCCGCAGGCCGGGUUUGUUGAUGAUGGCGGCGGCGAUGACGGGCCGGGCGGUAUGCCGCUGGAUCUGCAGGCGUUGCUGCCCGACGGCGGCGGCGGCCUCGGCGGCGGCGGGCUGGGCGCUCUUGCGGGGCUAGGGGGCAACAGCGGGCUGGGUGGCGGCGGCGGCGGCGGCGGCGGCGGCCCGCAGCGGCGCAGCCUCAUGGGUCGUAUGCUGGGGCAGGAGGAGGAGGCGGCGCUGUCCGCGCUGGCGGAGGUGGCGGGCGCCGCCGCCGCCGCCAACGGUAACGGUAACGGCCGCGGCGCCAACGGCAACGGCGGCGCCGCCGCCGCCAACCGCCUGGCCACGCUAGGCGCGCUCGACCUAAGCAUGGGCGGCGGCAGUAGCGGCGGCGGCGGCGGCGGCGGCCUGGGCGCGCGCGGCACGCUCAGCGGAAUCAGCGGCGGUGGCCUUGGCGGCGGUGGCGGCGGCGGCGGCGUGAGUAGUGGAAUGAUGAUGGGAUCACUCGAAGAGCUGCUGUCGUACGGCCGUGAUGGCGGCGGCGGCGGAGGGCUUAGCGGGUUGGGCGGCCUGGGCGGCGGCAACAGUGGCCUGCUGACGUCAUCGGGUGUCAAGGGCCUCGGCGGCGGCAACGGCGGAAGCCUUCGCGGCUUGGUGGAUGGCUUGGGGCUCGGCGGCGGCGGCCUUGGCGGCGGCGGCGGUGGCGGCCUUGGCGGCGGUGGCCACAUGGGCCUGCUGGGGGGCCGUGGGCAGGGGCAGGGGCAGUCCGGCAUGAGUGGCGGCGGCUUGAGUGGGCUGAUGGGCAGCCUCGGCCGCGGCGGCGGCGGCGGUGGCGGCGGCGGCGGCGGUGGGUUCCAUGGGCACGGGCUGCUUGGGUCGCUGGAGGACCGGUCCCUGGCGGCGGCGCUGGCGGCGGCGGCCGGCGGGGGCGGCGCCGCCGCUGAGAACGACCUGCGGGCGGCGCUCAGUCAUGCGGAUCAGGCAUCGGCCGCCAUCGCGCGGUUACGAAACCGCGGUGGCGGCGGCGGCGGUGGCGGCGGUGGCGGAGGCGGAGGCGACAGCUCGACGGCGGCGCUUCUGCUUCAGCAGAUCCACGGCGGCGGCGGCGGCGGCGGUGGCGGCGGCGGGCUAAGCGGCAUUGGCGGCGGCGUCAGUGAGGACCUAGCCGAGCUGCUAGCUAGUGCCACUGGUAACCACGGCGGCGGCGGCGCUCUCGGGAUGCUGCGGUCGGGCGGCGGCAACCGCUUGGCACCGCAGUUUGGGCGCGGCCAGCCUUCACUACUCGGCGGCGGCGGUGGCGGCGGUUUUGGCGGCGGCGGCGGGGGUGGUUUUGGCGGCAGCGGUGGGCGGUUGAGCAGCCUGGGCGUGGCGCUCCGUGGCGGUGGCGGCGCCGGCGGCGGCGCCUCGCGGCAGCUUGCAAUGCUGUUGCAGCCCGACCCAGAUGGGGACGCGGAUGCGGUGAAUGACGUGGCAUCGGCUUUGGGGCUGUCGUUCGGUGGCGGCGGCGGUGGUGGCAAUGGCGGUUUUAACUCGUCGCUUUUUGCCGACCUCAGCGGCAGCUUGGCCAGCCUGGCCAACGGCAUUCGCAAGGUGCCUGCACUGCACACCGGCCUGCCCUCACUCAUGACACCAGCUGGCGGCGGUGGCGGUGGUGGCGGCGGCGGCGGCGGUGGCGGCGAUGGGGAUGGCAGGGGCGUCAACGGCCUGGCGGCCGCGGCGGCGGCUCUGGGCGGCAUCGGUAUCAAGCACGAGCCGAUGGCGGCCGCGGAAGCAGCCGCCGCCACUGCCGGAGGCGGCAACGGCGGCGGCGGCGGCAGCGGCGGCGGCGGCGGCGGCAGCGGUUACUCGCUGGCGGCGCUUGCAAAGGCGCUGCCGGCCGGGUGUCAGUUGGAGGCGGUCGUACAGAGCGGCGGCCUGGCCCACAUCAUGGGCGUGCUGUACACACUGCCGCCAGGCGGCGGCGGCGGCGGCAAUGGCGGCGGCGUUUGCGCCGCCGUCUGGAACGGCCGCGUGGGCCGUUUCACGACGCUAGGCAGCUUUGCCAACCUGGACGCAGCGCGCGCAGCCUGCCAGGCGCCGCUGGCGGUGCUGCAGGAUGCUGAGCUGGCGUACGCGCCGCCGCCGCCGCCAGCGGCUGUGGCGGCGGCGGGAGCCGGCGGCGGCGGCGGCGGGGAGGGUGGCCGGUUUAAGGCCGACCCCAGCGGCAACGGAAACCAUGGGAACGGCAGCAAUGCCGUACUUGUGCUGUCCGCGGCGGCGGCAGAGCGCGAGCGAGACCGGGACCGGGACCGGGAUUUCCAAAACCACGAUCUGGGUUUUGGUGGUACGGCGCCGUACGGCGGCCUUCCGCGGCCUGGCGGCGGCGGCGGCGGUGGCGGCGGAUCCCGGCUGUCGGCGGGCGCGACUCUGGAUCUGGCGGCGCCGCCGCUGGAUGACGGUCUGGGGCUUGGCGGCGGCGGUGGCGGCGGCGGGCGCUGGGGCGGCGUCAGUGGGCGACUGAGUGCGCUGAGUGGUUUUAGCGGUCUGAGCGGCCUCAGUAGCUACCUGGCAGGUGCCACGCAACCGGACCCGCUGCCGUCAGCGUUGGCUGGCGGCGGCGGCGGCGUUGGCGGCGGCGGCGGCGCGUCUGUGUCUGCGAGGAGCGGUGACACCGGCAGCGCCGCCGGCGGCGGCAGCGGGGGCGUGUCGCGUACCAGUGGCGCCUCCAGCGGCGCCGCCACCGCAGCGGUGGCGGCGGCGGCGGCGCAGCGCGGCGGCGGCGGCCGGGGUGGAUUGGAGGACAUGGCUGGGGAGAGCGGCGACAACGCCGUACUAUUGGACCGCCGGAUGCCGCCGGCUGAGGGCAACCUGCCGACAAACAGCGGCGGCGGCAGCCGCGGCGGCGCCGCCACCCACAGCCGAGGCAGCGGCGGCGCCUCCGGCGGCUACGGUGGCGGCGGCGGCGGCGGCAGCGGCCGCCGUGAGCCGCUCAUGGUUCACGUGGAGGCGGACCCGCUGCCUGACGCCGGCGGCGACAAGGGCAGCGGCGGCGGCGGCAUUGGCAGUGUCGGCCUGCUGGCGGCAGCGCUGCGCAGCGUUGGCGGCGGCAGCCGUGGCGGCCGUGGCGGCGGCGGCGGCGGCGGUUUCUCGGCCCUGACGGAGCUGUCAACGGUGGACGUUCAGGAGGCUCUGCAGCUGUUCUUCAACCAGCGAGCAGCGCAGCUGUCCAGUCUCCGGCAGCAGCAGUAGCAGUAGUGGAGGCUGUAGCAGCUGUAGCAGUGGUGAAGGCGGCUGUAGCGGCGGCGGCAGCGGCUGUCCACACCCCGGCAGCAGCAGUAGCACCCCGGGGGGUUGCAUUGAUACAGCGGCACUACGUCGCAGGUUCCAUGUUGCCUGCGAAGGCUUUGUGUGUUGGUGUGUUUGGUUAACAACACACGGUUAGGGGGCCGGCAUAGCCCACGGUGUGACUCCCAAAACGCGGCUGAAACACAGCGCAUGCACGUGUUUUUUUGUGUGUACAUAACACGCACGUGUGUGGGUGUGGGUGUGGGUGUGGUGACGGCCCGGUAGCAUGCUGCCAUCCCCCACACCGCGCACGCACGUCCACAACACGACUAUGAUGGUAAAUACGAGUUGAUAAUUUGCCGCACCGCUCAAGAACUUCAUGGACACGUGCCACAAGUUGUGGAGGCGGGUUGUUAAGCGUGGGGGCGGGGUCAAGUCUGCGAAUUGAGCGUGUGUCAUCUCCCUGCGAGUGUGUGGGUUUGAGGCCUGCGGCUUCAGUCGGUGAGGCAGGCAGGGCGCUGAUUCUGACUCUUGAGUCUGACCGUUGGCGGGCGGUUACGUUCGUACAUACAUCGGUUCGAUGGUCUGGUCUGGUACAUACGGUAUGGGUACGACGCGGCUACGGCAUGGGAGACGGUGGCGGGCUGGAGCCCGCAACCGUGUCCGGCCCGGGGACCUGAUCGUGCCGUGGGCUGCGUCGGCAGCAGAUGUCAUUGGGUUGGUGUGUGUGGGGUGUGUGGAGGGGGUGGGGGUGGGGGGUUGGUGGUGGGGGCGCGGCCGCGACAGAUGGCGGAGUGUGCAGGGCACGGUGCACGUGUGCAGGUGCGAUGGGCAAUCCGGCAUGUUCCGCAUGGGGCCAUGAAGCGGCAUGCUUAGGUUGGCUGGAGCAUCGGCUGGUUGACUUCAUGGGUACGGUUGCAAUAGGCGAGUGUCCUAAUGAGGCCGAUGUUGGGCAUGACUGAGCACAAGCAAGUGCCGCCACCAGGCGAAGAACCUAAUACCGAACUGGAGGAUGGGGUGGAGCGGUCACGCGCUUGGUCCGAUUCCGCGAUGUAGUAGGCAAUUGCAUGCUACGUAAGCUGUGCGGAACGGGGCUGGUAUCGACACAGCGCUACAGCGUGUAGUAUGUGUGUAUGCGUGUGCAUGGUUUUCAGUGCCUUUCCUGUGCUUUACCGGUUCUAGGGCCUGGGUUUCACCACUUGAAUGCACUCCAGUUGAGGGGGGAGCGAUGGGCCUGGGUGCAGUGGCUAGUAGGCGCGCCACCCGGCUUUGGUUCAAGGUUGGAGUCCGGGGAGGCCUGUGCAUGCAUGACGGCAACGCGCUGGCUAUCUGGAUUUGGAGGAUAGUUGGAGCGCACACACCCAUCACUAUAUUUUGCCCUAAGGACGAGUCGCUCGCACUUUGACAUCGGCUCACUUGGCUGAGCCAUUGAUGGCUGGCCACAAACGCGUGUUAAGACGUUGCAAAUGUAUGUU